AUGUCCCUCAAGAUCUCCUUCCGGCUGCUGCUGCAUUUGACCAUUCUUCUGGCAGCUUUCCUGGUACAGUCCAGAAAACAGCCCACCUUCUGGGAUUUCACAAACAAGCACAUCGAUUAUCCGAGAACUGGAGCCCCCAGCACCAAGGCCUACUGCAACCUCAUGAUGUGGCGGAGAGGCCUGACAAGAUGGCCCUGCAUGCGCAACAACACGUUCAUCAACAGCAGGCCCAGAACCAUCCAGAAUAUCUGCCGUGGAGGGGGACGCCAGGUGAAUGGGAAUAUUUUCGAGAGCAGAAGGCGCUUCCCUGUCGUCGCCUGUGAUAUCAUCUUCAUAACACCUCCCCAGUAUCAUCGGUGCCAGUAUUUCGGCAGACAACUCAACAGGAGAAUUCGUGUGGCCUGUGUCAACCGUCAGCCCAUUCGCUUCGACAGGCUCAUCUAG
Heteronotia binoei (common prickly gecko) is the source of this 444-nucleotide messenger RNA. Its product is annotated as ribonuclease pancreatic-like. Lineage: Eukaryota; Metazoa; Chordata; Lepidosauria; Squamata; Gekkonidae. The record is from RefSeq and is a predicted model, not a curated record. Bases 1 to 444 code for a protein of 147 amino acids. Gene Ontology annotation, molecular function: nucleic acid binding. The transcript has a single exon.